Drosophila eugracilis is the source of this 2510-nucleotide messenger RNA. RefSeq names its product pyruvate kinase. Gene Ontology annotation, cellular component: cytoplasm. NCBI's taxonomy places the organism in Eukaryota, Metazoa, Arthropoda, Insecta, Diptera, Drosophilidae. The record is from RefSeq and is a predicted model, not a curated record. Gene Ontology annotation, biological process: glycolytic process. Gene Ontology annotation, molecular function: potassium ion binding; magnesium ion binding; pyruvate kinase activity.
AUGUUUGACUUAUCACGCUAAAACUAAAAAAAAAAUUUGGUUUCGGUCUCUCAAAAUUUCUUCAAAAUUCAUCCUUACGCCAGAAUCAUUUGCCGGAGGGCCAAUCUGCCCCCAUGUUGCAGUAUUAUGUCAAACCUAGGAUAUCGCUGUUACGCCAGCAAUUGUAAAAAGAAGAAACCGCCAAAGUUCCAACUGGACCGCGGACCAUUUGCAUCCGAAUUAGAUUACCAGUCGCGACUGCAGUUCCAAGCACCUGCUCUGAGUGUUCCCCUCAGCGGAAUCAUUUGCACGAUUGGACCGUCGUCCAACUGCCCAGAAGUGCUACUGGAGCUCAUCCGGGCGGGGAUGCGGGUAGUGCGUAUGAACUUUUCUCACGGCACCCAUGAAUACCAUUGCCAGACAAUACAAGCGGCCCGUAAAGCAAUUGCCAUGUAUGAGGAGCAAACGGGUCUUCCCAAGACCGUGGCCAUCGCACUGGAUACCAAAGGUCCAGAAAUUCGAACGGGCAAGGUGGCCGGCGGCAGUGCCACCGCUGAUAUUGAGCUCAAGGCCGGUGAUAAAGUCACAUUGAGCAACAAGAAGGAGCUGGAAAACAACUGCACGAAGGAGAACAUCUACAUGGAUUAUCAGCGAUUACCCGAGAUUGUGAAGCCAGGAAAUCGGAUCUUUGUGGACGAUGGGCUGAUCGCCUUGGUGGUCAAAGAAUCCAAGGGCGGUGAGGUCGUCUGUGAGGUGGAGAACGGCGGUAAGCUGGGCUCUCAGAAGGGAAUAAAUUUGCCGGGUGUUCCAGUAGAUCUUCCCGGUGUAACCGAAAAAGACAAACAGGAUCUCAAAUUUGGGGCCGAACAAAAGGUGGACUUGAUCUUUGCGUCAUUCAUCCGUGAUGUCACUGCUCUGAAAGAAAUCCGCCAAGCACUCGGACCAACGGGUGAAAGCAUAAAGAUUAUUUCCAAAAUCGAAAACCACCAGGGUCUGCUUAACAUAGAUGACAUUAUUCGCGAAUCCGAUGGCAUAAUGGUGGCCCGGGGCGAUAUGGGCAUUGAAAUCCCAAUGGAGGAUGUUCCACUGGCCCAGAAAAUGAUCGUAGCUAAGUGCAACAAAGUGGGCAAACCAGUGAUCUGCGCUACCCAAAUGAUGGAAUCAAUGACGACGAAGCCGAGACCCACACGCGCCGAAGCCUCAGAUGUGGCUAAUGCGAUCUUCGAUGGAUGUGAUGCUGUAAUGCUGUCCGGAGAAACAGCCAAAGGAAAGUAUCCGGUAGAGUGUGUGCAGUCCAUGGCCAAGAUCUGUGCCAAAGUUGAGGCGGUGUUAUGGUACGAAAGCCUGCAAAACAAUCUCAAAAGAGAAAUACGUAACACUGCUGCCGACCAUGUCUCGGCGGUAACAACAGCUAUUGCUGAGGCGGCCACAGUGGGUCAGGCCAGAGCGAUCGUGGUGGCCAGUCCGUGUUCUAUGGUAUCCCAAAUGGUUAGUCACAUGAGGCCACCAUGUCCCAUUGUAAUGCUUACGGGUAACAAAUGUCAGGCGGCCCAAUGCCUGAUUUUUCGAGGCGUUUACCCACUGCUGGUCGAGGAAAUGGUACAUGGAAGCUUGAAUUUUCGACGCAUCAUGCAGUCGGGCCUGAUGCUAAUGGCCAAAAUGAACAUCCUGGAGCCGGGCCAACAGGGAUCGGUUGUUCUAGUCAAUGCCAUGUCGGCGGAAAAGAUCACCUUCCGUCUUUGUACCAUCCGUCAGCAGACUACGGAAGAAAGGGAUCAAGAGGAACGCUGCCGGAAAUUAGCAUUGCAACAGCGCUGCAAAAAGAAGGCUGAAAGAGAUUCCUGUGAACAAGAAAAGGAAUGCCAGAAAAUGCAAGAGGCAGAGGAGUGCAAGAAGGCCGACAAAUGUAAAGAGCCCAAAGAAUCUAAUAAAUGCAAAAACGAUGAGGGAGGUGAGAAAUGCGAGAGAAUGUUAGAAAAUAUGAAGUGCAAAAAAACUGAAGAGAACAAAAGAAAUGAAGCAGAACUUAAGAUAAUAGAGGAGGAAAUGACCAAAAUAGUAUCGGCUGAGAAGGAAAAGAGUUCGGCGGCGGAAAAGAAAAAUAAGGAGGAACUUAAGAAAUGCAAGCUAUUUGCAGAAGAAAAGAAAAAGAAGGAACAGGUCAAAAAGUGUAAAAGGCAGGAGCAAAAGAGGAAACUAGCAGAAAUGGAGAAAAAAUCGAGAAAGACUGCUGCCAAAAGAAAGAAGAAAAGGGAGGUUGAGCUCUGCAAGAAAAUGGCGGAGGAGAAAAAGCAAGCCCAAGAGGAGCAGGACAAAAAAAAUUUAAAAGCAAUAUGCAAAAAGAUAAAGGAACUCUCUUCGAAUCCCGAAAGCUCAAAUAAGGGCAAAAAAUAGUUUAAAUAGGGGGGAGGAGUAUUUAAAUUUAGAGAAAUUGUGAUGCUAAAUUAAAUAUUAUUCGACACAUUUAAAGUAAAACCAUGUGAUCAAAUAUAAAUGAAUUUAUACUUUUAAUAAAACUUACGAAAUGUUGA